Ostrea edulis (European flat oyster) is the source of this 2543-nucleotide messenger RNA. Its product is annotated as biogenesis of lysosome-related organelles complex 1 subunit 6-like. NCBI's taxonomy places the organism in Eukaryota, Metazoa, Mollusca, Bivalvia, Ostreida, Ostreidae. The record is from RefSeq and is a predicted model, not a curated record. Gene Ontology annotation, biological process: intracellular transport. The transcript is spliced from 6 exons. Bases 193 to 870 code for a protein of 225 amino acids. Gene Ontology annotation, cellular component: BLOC-1 complex; transport vesicle; extrinsic component of membrane.
UUUUUUUCCCUGAGAUUUAAUGGUUCAUAUUUCUUAGUACUGUCACAGACACGUCAAAUUCAAUAUCACACACUUGCAUGGGUAUAGGAAUCUUCAAACCACAACAAUAGGAACGCCUUACCCGGUGACAUCUGCUACGUAGAUGACAAUCUGAAUUUUGCAUGAAAUCAUCAUCAUCCAAUAAAUCUAGUGAUGUCGGACAUUGCAGAAAAAGAAGAAUCCGACAUUAAAGAGAACAGUGAUAAAGAUGACAACAAUGAGGGAAAUCUUGAGGAUAAUGUCACAGAAUCCAAGCCUGCUGAGAAAGGAGUAGAUGGAAAUCCCACAGUAGAUCCAGAUCUUGGUGGAAAUUCCGCAGCAGAUCCAAAUCUAAAUGGAAAUUCCACAACAGAUCCAGAUGUUGAUGUACAUUCUACAGCAGAUCCAGAUGUUGAUGAACAUUCUACAGCAGAUCGAGAGGAGGAGGAAAAAUCCAGCAUUGAUCCAGCAGUAGUGGAAAAGUUGUCGUUAGGAUUACUAGAAAUUUGUCUUCCAUCCUUACAGAAAUCUAAGAGUUCGCUGGAUGAUCUUUUACAGAACCAGCAGUUCCUUAUUGAGACUGUCCAGCAGGAGAACGCCAAGUUUACUGACUGUAAAGACAUGGAGGAAAUUAGACAAAUAAUGUCCCAGGCAAGGAGAUAUCAAAUGAAGUUGUUAAACCUCAAGAAGGAGAUGAAUGCUUUGUCAGACAAAUCUGGCAAGUUGAAGAAGCGAGCAGUGAAAUUACAGCAACAAAAACAGAAAGAGGAUCUUCAGAGAGUUCACCAACGGGAACGAGAGCAGGAGAGGGAGAAAAUGUUAGAGGCCAAGGUCGUCAAAAAGUCAUCAUAGGGUCCACACAAUGAUAUACUCAUUCACAUUCACCAUUAAUUACAUGCUUCACCAGUAGGGAACAAGAGACAGGAGAGGGAGAAAAUGUUAGAGGCCAAGGUCGUCAGAAAGUCAUCAUAGGGUUGACACAACGGAAACGAGAGCAGGAGUGGGAGAAAAUGUUAGAGACCAAAGUCGUCAAAAAGUCACCAUCAUAAUAUACUCAUUCACAUUCGCCAUUAGUUACAUGCCUUACCAGUAGGGAACAAGAGACAGGAGAGGGAAAACAUGUUAGAGGUCGUCAAAAAAUCAUCAUAGGGUCCACACAAAGGAUGCAAGGGUCCAUGCAAUACUCAUUCCUGUUCACCAUUAUGAUAGAGUGACAUAUCUUGAUUAUCUAAGGGAGAAAUUUCCACUCUAUUGUGUAUAACAAACUGACUAGGGACAGCUUUUGCUUUAUAUGAAUUAAUCUUUGUAAUUUGACUUUUAUUUGUCAUGAAUAUAGGACUGGUUGAAAGGUCAUUUACAUGAUAAAGAUGGUAGUGCUGUCUAAAGCUUACAUCUUAUGUUUAUUGAAAAAAUUGUAAGGAGAUAUAAUGUACAAUGAAAGAGAAUAGGUUUGUAGUAGAUGUACAUGUAGUUUUAUCAUUUCCUUGUCAUUGCAUUGGAUAUAAAUGUGAAUGAUAUGUGAUAUUUUGUAUAGAUACUGUAAUUUAAGAAAUCCCAUUACGUUGCACAAGGAAAUACACAAGACUUCAAGUGAUCUCUCCCGGAUUCACUUAUUGUAGUUUUUUUCUUUAGUGCCAAGUGAGUAUAUAUAGGAUAUUCAAUGUUUUCAUGUUGGAUAUAAAAUUUAUUUCAUGAGUGAAACCAAGAUUUUUUUUUUAAUAUUUUCACGAGUGUGAAGCAGGAGUGAACAAAAAAAUCCUGUCUCACGAGUGAAAUAAAUUCUAUAUCCAGCAACAAAAACUUUAAAUUUUAUGUUUAUCACAUUUUCUUCAGUUUUUUCUUAAGCACUUUUAGCUGUGCCUGUGCUGACGUUCAAAACAAUAUUGUGCAGAGAAUAUAUCUUAAGAAAUAUGCAAAAUAUUUUUUUUAAAAAUCAAUACAUUUGAAUAAAAAGACAACGAUGAUUCAGUAUUAUUUUUGGUAUUCAAAUAAAAACAAAAAACAUGAAAAAUUUAUUAUAUUUAAUGUAAAGUGAAAGUGAUCUUGCAUAUCGCUGAUGAAUACUGUGUCAAGUACAUUUAGUUCUGGUUGUUAUUUUCAGUGUGAAAAUAACUACUAUGAAAAUAUCAAUUUUUUAUUCAAUAUAUCAAUUUCAGAACGUUGUUUGUCUCAAGACUGACAAAAAUAAUUAUGAACUUUAUCAGUUUAAACUACAGAGCCAACAGACAUCUUGCCGUUUGACAGCUUGGAAACAUUUUUUAGAAUUAUGAUUUUGAAUCUUGGUAUUUAAAUUUUUCUUCAAUGUUAUUAUUGGUUUCUUGUGUAAAUUUUGUAUUGUAUUGAAAUCGUGGCAUAAGUAUUGCAACAUUUAUGGUAUCGUGAAGAGGGAGUUUCGUUUCAGCUCUAGUAUUUGAGUUUAUACAUAUGGCACAAUUUUGUAAAGUUCUUGCUUAUUUCAUAUGUUCAAUGAAUAAAAGUUUCAUGGAAAAAUAUGCACAUAUUUGCCAAAUUGUGCAAAAAAGUCA